Coffea eugenioides is the source of this 2989-nucleotide messenger RNA. Its product is annotated as pentatricopeptide repeat-containing protein At2g40720. Gene Ontology annotation, molecular function: protein binding; RNA binding. Gene Ontology annotation, biological process: RNA modification. The record is from RefSeq and is a predicted model, not a curated record. Lineage: Eukaryota; Viridiplantae; Streptophyta; Magnoliopsida; Gentianales; Rubiaceae. The transcript has a single exon. The coding region runs from base 29 to 2596 and encodes 855 amino acids.
AGCUUUUUCAGCUUCAAAAAAUGAUGAUAUGUACCGCAACUCGAUCAAAUUACGCCCUUUAUCAACUCUGUUUGGAACCCAUGUACCUUCCUUGCUGAACUCCAGCAUCAGAGAUUUAGUCCAACAAGGACGUUAUUUCGAGGCCCUUCAGUUAUAUGCCAAACAAUCUUAUUUCCCUCUCUGUACGUCCAAAUUCACCUUCCCUGCUCUCCUCAAAGCCUGUGCUUCUCUCUCAAAUCUUGGCCAUGGAACCGCUAUCCAUGCCACCAUCAUCACAAUGGGUUUUCAAUUUGACCCUUACACUGCCGCUUCACUCAUUAAUAUGUAUUUCAAAUGCGGGUCUCUUUGCAAUGCAGUCCAGGUGUUUGAAAAUGGGACGCACUCGACAGCAGUGGCUCAGGAUGUUACAUUUUGGAACUCUAUGAUUGAUGGGUUCUUCAAAAAUGGGCUUAUCAAGGAGGGCUUGUUUCAGUUUCAUCGAAUGCAGUCGUCUGGUGUUAGCCCAGACGGAUAUUCUCUUUGUAUUCUCCUUCGUGCGCUCGAUUCCAAUUUUGGUGUUCGAAGUGGAAAGGAAAUCCAUGGUUAUGUUGUUAGAAAGUCGUUUCUUUAUGACACUUUUGUGAUAACUGCGUUGAUUGAUAUGUAUUCCAAUUUCGGUUGGCCAAUGGGUGCUUGGAAUGUUUUUGAGAGGCUGCAGGAUAAGAAUAGUAGUAUUGUAGUUUGGAAUGCGAUGAUAAAUGGUUUUUAUGAGAAUGGAUGGUGGAAUGACAGUCUGGAGCUGUAUACAUUGGUAAAGAAUGAGGGUUACAAACUUGUGGCUUCUACGUUAUCUACUGCAUUGGCUGCUUGUUCUCAUGUUCGAUAUUUAGACUUCGGAGGGCAGGUUCAUGCUGAUGUGAUUAAGGUGGGUUGUGAGGACGAACAAUAUGUUUGUACUUCUCUAUUGAGCAUGUAUGCUAAGUGUGGAUUAGUUGAAGAUGCAGCAAAGACUUUUAACUCUGUAGCAAAUAAAGGAGUUGAGAUAUGGAACUCCAUGAUCUCAGCUUAUGUUGGGAAUAACACUGCUUAUGAUGCUUUGGAUAUGUACUAUCAGAUGAGAUCAGGUGCAAUUCCUUCUGAUUCAUUCACUAUAUCAGAUAUUCUAGUAGCUUGCAGUGUGAUGGAAUUGUAUGAUUUUGGGAGGGCAAUUCAUGCAGAGAUCGUUAAAAGACCAAUACAGAAUAACCUUGCUGUGCAGAGUUCUCUUUUGACUAUGUACUCAAAGUCUGGAAGUCUGGUCAAUGCUCUUGAUGUUUUUGGCAGCAUGGAGAGAAAGGAUGUAGUUGCUUGGGGUUCUAUAAUAUCAGGUCAUAGCCAAAACAGGAGAUUCAAGGAGGCUCUGGAUUUGUUUAAAGCAAUGGAGUCCAAUGGUAUGAAAGCAGAUCCUGAUAUUAUGGCAAGUGUAAUAAAUUCCUGUGUGGGAUUAGAAAAUAUAGAUCUUGGUUGCAGUAUCCAUGGGUUUGUCAUAAAGAGAAGAUUGGAAUUGGAUGCCUUCGUUGGUGGUGCCCUUAUGGAAUUUUACUCUAAAUGGGGACAACCAAGGCUGGUUAAAACUGUGUUUUCUGACAUUUUGAACAAGAACUUGGUGGUUUGGAAUUCUUUAAUUUCAUGUUACUGCCAAAAUGGUCUCUUAGAUCUUUCAAUUAGUCUUCUUCCUGAAAUGAUGCAGCAUGGCUUGUAUCCGGACCCUGUGUCAAUUACCACCGUUCUUCUUGCUAUCUCAUCAGCAGUGGCAUUGCUUAAAGGGAAGGCAAUUCAUACUUACAAGAUGAGACUUCAAAUUCUACAUGAUAUUCAAAUGGAGAAUGCUUUGAUUGACAUGUACAUGAAAUGUGGAUCCUUUGUGUAUGCUGAGCACGUGUUCCAUAACACGUCUACUAGGAAUUUAGUCACUUGGAACACUAUGAUUUCUGGUUAUGGAUCUCACGGAGAAUUCCCUAAAGCAAUCAAUUUUUUCAAUGAAAUGAGAACCUCUGGUAUCUACCCUGAUGGUGUGACAUUUCUUUCCCUGAUUUCAUCUUGCAACCAUUCAGGUUUGGUCAAUGAAGGCCUGAAAUUAUAUGAACUGAUGAGAGAAUACAGAGUUGAGCCUGGAAUGGAGCACUACAUUAACAUGGUGGACCUGUUAGGUCGUGCUGGAUUCUUGGAUGAUGCUUAUGGUUUCAUAAACAACAUGCAUAUUGAGGCUGACCAGAGCGUCUGGCUAUGUUUAUUAUCAGCUUGCCAAGUCCAUCGCAAGAUAGAGCUUGGGGAAUUGGCUGCCCAAAGUCUAUUCAAGAUGGAUCCUACCAACGGUAGCUACUACAUACCCUUGUUGAACUUGUAUGUAGAUGCUGGUUUACAAGACAAGGCAGCAAAUUUGAGGUCAUCAAUGAGGCAAAGAGGAUUAAAGAAGACCCCAGGAUGCAGCUGGAUUGAAGUGAAAAACCAGGUUGAUGUUUUCUUCUCAGGUGAUUCAUCCUCUAGAAAGACAAUUCAAAUCUAUGAAGCACUUCAAAGUCUCAGGAGUAAUAUGAAAAGAACAGAAGAUUCUCUUGAAGUUGAAGAUGCGGUCUAAGAAUCAGAGAAUCGGAUAUGAUUUUCUCUAAACAGCUUUUAAUCAUCAGCAACUGUUGCUUUGAUGUUGAAGGAGCUUUUAGGACUUGAAUUCUACAAGAAGCCAUAAAUGUUGAAUACAAGUGGAUAUUUUUGGAGGUUUUUGACUCUUUCUCGAAUGAGAUUAAGAGUGAUUUUGGCAAAGACGGAGUUCUGUGGAGCAGGGAAAGAAUGGAAACGCGUGACUGACUGGGUGCCAUAUAUACAUACAUGAUGAAGAAACCAAAAAUCCAAUUGCGAUCAUCAUAGAAAUUACAAAAUAUCUUCAACAGUUUUGUAUCUUGUUUACAUGGCGAAGGUAAAAAGUGUACCCUUGUCAUUUGACCAUCAUAAGUGGACCAAAAUUUGAAACCCA